AUGGCAUCAAGCAAAUUCUCGUCUUCUUCAAAUGGUUCAAACUCGUCCUGGACACCCAAACAAAACAAGCUGUUUGAAAAGGCCUUGGCUGUAUAUGACAAGGACACCCCAGACCGCUGGCAAAAUGUGGCCAAGGCUGUAGGUGGCAAAUCUCCUGAAGAAGUGAAGAUACACUACGAUCGUCUUGUGGAGGAUCUAAAGUACAUAGAAUCUGGCCAAGCUCCACUGCCCCCCUACAAGUCCACUGGAAGCAAUGGUACAGGAAUUGGUGAAGAGCAGAGGCUAAUGAAGAAUCUAAGGAUCUAGAGAAGCACAGAGAUAUUGUUAAAAAAGGAAAAGCACAUGAACUAGUAUUUAAAAGAAGUGAAUCGACUCUUCCACCACGCUUUGGUUCUGCCGUUUCCGACUCGGG
Messenger RNA from Hevea brasiliensis (rubber tree), 412 nucleotides. Its product is annotated as protein RADIALIS-like 5. Gene Ontology annotation, molecular function: DNA-binding transcription factor activity. The transcript is spliced from 2 exons. Lineage: Eukaryota; Viridiplantae; Streptophyta; Magnoliopsida; Malpighiales; Euphorbiaceae. The record is from RefSeq and is a predicted model, not a curated record. The coding region runs from base 1 to 306 and encodes 101 amino acids.